This is a messenger RNA of Cuscuta epithymum, 1559 nucleotides long. The record is from the annotation of a GenBank genome assembly. Lineage: Eukaryota; Viridiplantae; Streptophyta; Magnoliopsida; Solanales; Convolvulaceae.
CUCCACUCAUUCUUCCAUCUCCUCCACACACUAAACAUUGCCUUAUCUCUUUCGCGGCCUUUGAGCAAUUCCAAAAUCACCAAAUUUCUCUACCCAUCGCCCAAAUGCCUGCUUUAUCUUUACUACCGUCGCCAUUUCUCUGUCACCUUCACAAUCAAAACCUAUCAGACCAGUACCUUCAUUACCGCUAAUGGCUUCUAAACCUAUAUGUCCUCUUACGGUUCCACGAUUUCGACAUGCAUCGUUCAAAAGACCAUUCCUUUAUUCGUCUCUAGUUUCAUGCCCCUCUGCUUCUAGGCUUCAGUUGAUCGAUUAUGCUGGAAGUAAGGUCUUUGUUGGGGCAAGGUUUUUGGCUCUCUUUCCUAAGGCUACUGUCGAUCAGUCAGGUCAGGUCCAAGAAGAUGAAUUAGAUGACAGUAAGAUCUUACCCUAUUGCAGCAUCAAUAGGAAGGAGAAGAAGUCUCUGGGCGAGAUGGAACAAGAAUUUCUUCAAGCAUUACAAGCAUUCUAUUAUGAAGGGAAGGCAAUCAUGUCAAAUGAAGAAUUUGAUAACCUGAAGGAAGAGUUAAUGUGGGAAGGAAGCAGUGUUGUCAUGCUAAGUGCUGAUGAACAGAGAUUUUUGGAAGCUUCUAUGGCAUAUGUUGCUGGGAAACCAAUUGUGUCAGAUGAAGUGUUUGACAAACUAAAGAUGAAACUUAAGAUGGAUGGCAGUGCUAUUGUAGUUGAGGGUCCACGUUGCAGUCUUCGCAGUAAGAAGGUUUACAGUGACCUUUCAGUUGAUUAUCUAAAGAUGUUCUUACUUAAUGUCCCUGCUGCUGUUGUAGCCCUGGGAUUGUUUUUCUUCCUUGAUGACUUGACUGGAUUUGAAAUCACUUACCUUUUGGAGCUUCCAGAACCUUUUGGUUUUAUCUUUACAUGGUUUGCAGCUUUGCCAUUAAUUCUGUGGCUGUCAUUCUCAAUCACAGGAUUUAUUGUUAAAGAUUUCCUUAUAUUGAAGGGUCCCUGUCCAAACUGUGGUACAGAAAACACUUCAUUUUUUGGUACUAUACUGUCCGUAUCUAGUGGUGGUUCCAGCAACAAUGUGAAGUGCUCCAAUUGCGGAACAGAGAUGGUAUUUGAUUCAUGUACACGCCUGAUUACACUCCCUGAAGGAAGUGCUGCAUAAACAGAUAUUUGCACAAGGGAUAAGACGAAUGCUAGUGGCGCAGAAGACAAUUUUAUGUAGUUGGGUCAAUGUACGUGAUAUUAGAUACUCUUAUAUGGUUUUUAUGUAUGUGUAGCUUUGUCAUGUAUAUUCUUCAAUCAUGUCUCAUCAGGCUAAACCAAAAGAUUGAGAAGUCUUGUAGUUCAGAUUUGUCCAUACAGUCUUAUGCUUUAGUUUUAAGUAAGUCCAACCUUCAUUAUGUUUUCUGGAUUCAACCUUGAAGUAAAUAUCAUAUUUAAAUGUGGAUAGGGUUCCACACAGGAACACAUCAGUGUUUUUUCAAGGGACUUGAUCAAUAUUGGCUCCUGUGAACCAGAACCAAUGUCCAGCUAUAUAAUAGGCUGGUUGCAGUCAA